This is a messenger RNA of Hydatigera taeniaeformis, 1911 nucleotides long. Lineage: Eukaryota; Metazoa; Platyhelminthes; Cestoda; Cyclophyllidea; Taeniidae. The record is from the annotation of a GenBank genome assembly.
AUGCCUUCGAUUAUCAAUUCGACGAGGUCUGUGUGGAAUGAAUUUGAGUUUCCUAAGUUUCAGAUUGAAAUAGGCGAGACCGCCUCUAUGAUCGCGUCUGUCCAGGAGCGAGACCGGCUCUCGAGAAAAAAAUUGGUUGAAGUUCUUCUCCAAUUUCGGAAUUCUGCCCCAGAGGAAGUUAGGAAAGCUGCCGCAUCGGUGCUGAAAAGCUUUCAGGCAGAAGUUGACAGACUUACUGCUAGAAGUCAAAAGGUCGAGGACGCGUUUAUCCAAGUCUAUCAGCGUCUUGCGGAGAUGCCAGACCCUUCGCUGGCUCUGGCGGAGACGGAAUCUAUAAGCAAAGAGGCUCAACGUGCCUCUGAUCUGAAACUUGAAAACGCCAGACUUCGGGAAACCAUUGAAGGGUUGAAGGGGGAACUCCACGUCGCCAAAUCAAAAGGACCCCCUUUUCACAAAGGAAAAGAGGAUGAGGAUGAGGAACGUCGGAAUGAGAAGGUGGAGAAGUUGCAAAUCCUCCUUGAUGAAGCCAACGCUCGCUCCUCCGAGGCCGAGUCAAAGAUCAAGUACCUUACUGAGGCUAUGAAGGAGGCUGAAGCUCGUGCCUCUCAUUUGGAAUUAGAUCUUGAAGAGCUGAAGAUGGCAAGAUCCAAACAAGUGCAGGGUCUCCUCGAUGAACUGGAAAAGGCCAAUGAUACGAUUGCAACUCUGGAGGAAUCUAAGGUGACAGAGGCUCAAAUGGAACGGGAUGGAGGAAGUACCAAAGCCCCUGAUGGCAAGGAGAUCAUUGAGCUGCAAAACCGCAUCGAAGAGCUUGAUUCCGAGCUUGAAGCGAAGGCUAUGGAAGCUGACAAUCUUAAGUUGCAACUGCGGACGCUGGAAAUGCAACUUAAAACGGAGAUUUCAAACCUACAACAGAGUCUUGAGUCGACGAAUUCGGCCUUGGCAUCAGCUAGUAACGCUCUGGCCUUGGCUGAGGCGGAACUCCAAAGCAAAAGCGAUUACGAUGCGAUUAAGAAAGAAUUGGAAGUGCUACGAUCCAUUGAAUUCCAACAAGGAGACAGCGAUCCGCAUAUGUUGAUGGAUGAACCAUUGGAAUUUCGGCUUCGUAGAAAGAAUGAUCAACUACAAAAUAAGAUCGCCAGUAUUAGUUUGGAAAAAGACCGAAUUGAGUCUGAAUUGAUGGCCCUACAGAAGAUGAAUGCUGAUAUGGCGGAGCGAGAAGCACAACAGAAGGCGUUGAUAGCUCGUCUGGAGGAGGAUCUUGAUCGGGCCAGCACUUGGCAUCAUCUGCAAAAGCAGCAACAACUCGAUACUGCUUCCAUUACCGCUAAUGGCGAUGAGGUGAUGGGAUCGGCUUUAUCCUUGACCAACCUCCUUUCCGAUGAGGAGGAUAAAGGCACCCCAGCUGAAGCCUCCAUCCUUGACAUCGUUCAAAACCAACGCGAUCGACUGAGAGAACAAAACCGCAAGCUUGAAGAGAAUCUUCUGGCCAUGCGACAACAAGUAAUGAAGUCGCAGGCAGAGGUGGAGUCUCUCCGUCAGGACAACAUCAAGAUGUACGAAAAGAUUCGAUUCGUUCAGACCUACUCUCCCUCUACCAUCUCCAGUUUAGACCGCGAUGACGCGGUUCUGGCACGUUACUCUAUCGCCUACGAGGAGCGUCUGAAUCCCUUCAGGCAGUUUGCCCAGCAGGAGCGACAGCGUCGCUAUCGCGCCUUGCUACCGCACGAGAAGAUCAUGCACAAUCUCGGCAGAAUUAUAAUUAGUAACCGCGGUGCCCGUCUUGCGACCUUUGGCUACGUUAUAGUGAUGCAUCUCUUAGUUUUUCUGGUGCUCUACAAGAUGGUCACUGCCACGGAUCCUGUUUUCCCUUCAGUCCAGGAUCCUAACGGCGGUCGACCGGACCAAUAG